Messenger RNA from Ustilaginoidea virens, 945 nucleotides. RefSeq lists its product as uncharacterized. The transcript has 2 exons. Gene Ontology annotation, cellular component: zeta DNA polymerase complex. Lineage: Eukaryota; Fungi; Ascomycota; Sordariomycetes; Hypocreales; Clavicipitaceae. The coding region runs from base 1 to 945 and encodes 314 amino acids. The record is from RefSeq and is a predicted model, not a curated record.
AUGAUCAACCUCAACUGCAAGCUUCGAGCCUCGGCCCCUAACAAGACUCGCCGACGCAAAGCUCCUCUCACACCGCCGGCCAUCCCGAAUGCCCCGGGAUCGGUUCCACCAAUGCCCCGAGCCGCCUCUCCCGACGACCGCGACGCCAGCAUCGCCGCCGACCCCGCUCCAGCCGCCCCGGGCCCCCUGCUGCUGGCCCAGCCCCAGGCCGCCGCCCUGCUUUCGUCCUUCACCAACUUCCUCGCCGUGGCCAUCCACUCCAUCCUCUACUACCGCAAGCUCUACCCGCAGACCACCUUCCUCACGGCCAGGGCGUACAACCUGCCCGUCCACCAGUCCCGCCACCCGGGCGUGUGCGCGUGGAUCCAGGACGCCGUCGCCGCCGCCGCCGCCCAAGUCCGCUCCGGCUCCGUGCGCCAGAUCGCCCUGGUCGUGCACGCCCCCCGCAGUUUCCGCGUCGUCGAGCGGUGGAUCUUCGAUCUGCGGUCCUUCCCGGCCGCGUGGGGGGACGGGGAAGCGCCGCCGGCCGCCCCCCACGCUGACGACUGGAACCCCCGCGCGGAUCACGCCGCCGUGGCCGCCGACGACGCCGUCAGCAUGGCGGAUGUGCAUGAGGCUUUGAGGGGUGCUCUGAGCAGGCUGUCCGAUGCGUGCAAGCGCCGGCCCUGCCUCCCCGAAGGGUGUACCUUUACGCUAGGCGUUGAGCUGCGCGACCAGGCUUUGCCCCCAACACAUCAUCCGCAGCUUUGGAUACCCUCUCAGCCGAGUCUUCAAGCACCAUCCGGAAACAGACCCGAGCCUGGUCGAGCUCAGGGGGCCAAGUCAGUCAUGCCCGUGCGCUCUGUCCAGGCCGGGCCUCUCUUUUUCGAGUGCUGGGUAGAACACAGUAAACCCGAAACUACGUCCGACGAGGCACCUGGCUCUACAAACGAGUCGUCGGUUUAA